Acipenser ruthenus (sterlet) is the source of this 6837-nucleotide messenger RNA. RefSeq names its product serine/threonine-protein kinase SIK3-like. Gene Ontology annotation, biological process: intracellular signal transduction; protein phosphorylation; microtubule cytoskeleton organization. Gene Ontology annotation, molecular function: ATP binding; tau-protein kinase activity; protein serine/threonine kinase activity. The record is from RefSeq and is a predicted model, not a curated record. Gene Ontology annotation, cellular component: cytoplasm. The transcript is spliced from 25 exons. Bases 82 to 4152 code for a protein of 1356 amino acids. Lineage: Eukaryota; Metazoa; Chordata; Actinopteri; Acipenseriformes; Acipenseridae.
CGUGCGGCGUGACGCAGGUGGGGGCGUGCCCGUGCCGCGCGCUCCGCCUGGCCGCUUGUUUUCCAGCAGAGAGGCGAGAAGAUGGCGGCCGUGUCGAGCGGCGGUGUAGCCGGAUCUACUCCGGCCGGGAUCAGUCACCCGAACCGAACCGCCCCGGCAGUGAUGGUUAACCAGAACCGGGCUCCCCCUUCCAACAGGAUCAACAACCACAACCGAGCCCCACAGACCGCCGGGAUUAAUAACCCCAGCCACCUUCCCCCGAGCCGGGCCCCGCUAGCCCGAGUUGGAUACUAUGAGAUCGAGAGGACUAUCGGCAAGGGGAACUUCGCAGUGGUCAAGCUGGCAACACACAUGAUUACCAAGGCCAAGGUGGCCAUUAAGAUUGUUGACAAGACGCAGCUGGAUGAUGAGAACCUGAAGAAGAUCUUCAGAGAGGUUGAGAUCAUGAAGAUGCUGCGACACCCUCACAUCAUCCGACUCUACCAGGUCAUGGAGACGGAACGCAUGAUCUAUCUGGUGACGGAGUACGCCAGCGGCGGGGAGAUAUUCGAUCACCUGGUGGCUCACGGGCGCAUGGCGGAGAAGGAAGCACGCAGGAAGUUCAAGCAGAUUGUGGCGGCGGUGCAUUUCUGUCACUGCAGGAACAUCGUGCACCGCGACCUGAAGGCAGAGAACCUGCUGCUGGACAACAACCUCAACAUGAAGAUCGCAGAUUUUGGGUUCAGUAAUCUGUUCUCUCGAGGCCAGCUCUUGAAGACGUGGUGCGGCAGCCCCCCCUACGCGGCCCCUGAGCUCUUUGAGGGCAAGGAGUACGACGGGCCCAAAGUGGACAUCUGGAGUCUCGGAGUGGUGCUCUAUGUGCUGGUGUGUGGUGCCCUGCCCUUCGAUGGCAGCACUCUGCAGAACCUGCGUGCCCGAGUGCUGAGCGGCAAGUUCCGCAUCCCCUUCUUCAUGUCCACAGAGUGCGAGUACCUGAUCAGGCACAUGUUGGUUCUGGACCCUAGCAAGCGUCUCACAAUGGAGCAGAUCUGCCGCCACAAGUGGGUGAAGCUGGGAGACCCUGACCCCGAAUUCGAUAGGCUCAUCGCAGAGUGCCAGCAGUUGAAGACAGAGAGGCAGGCUGAGCCCAUCAAUGACCAGGUGCUGCUGGCCAUGGUAGAGAUGGGACUGGACAGGGAGCGCACACUACAGUCUCUGAGGACAGACGCCUACGAUCACUAUAGCGCCAUCUACAGUUUGCUGUGUGACCGGCUGAAGAGACACAAGACCCUGCACAUCUCUCCUCCCAGCCUGCCUCGAACCAUGGGCUACCCAGCAGCCAGCAUGCAGGCCGAGCAGCCUGGGAACCCCGUCAGCAUCACUGUCCCCCAGGUGCAGCUCAUCAAUCCAGACAAUCAGAUUGUGGAGACGGACGGCACGAUGACUCUGGACAGUGACGAUGGGGAGGAGCCGUCUCCGGAGGCCAUGGCGCGGUACCUGUCCAUGCGCCGGCACACUGUGGGCGUGGCAGACCCGCGAACGGAGAUGGCCGAGGAGCUCCAGAAGCUGGUCCCAGGCUUCCCCCGCUUGGCCCCCCAGGCCCCGUUCAUGCCUCUGGCCCCCAAUGUGAAUUUCAUGCAGAACCUGAUGCCCAUGCAAAACAUGCAGCAUGCUGCCCAGCUGGAGUACAAGGAGCAGUCUCUCCUGCAGCCCCCCACUCUGCAGCUCCUCAAUGGGAUGGGCCCUCUCGGCCGCAGGGCCUCUGACGGAGGAGCCAACAUCCAGCUCCAUGCCCAGCAGCUGCUGAAGAAACCCAGAGGGCAGUCUCCACUGGUGUCCAGCCCGCAUCCAAUCCAAGCUGUCACCCCCGUGGAUGAGGAAGGAUCAGAUGGAGAGCCGGACCAGGAGGCUGUGCAGAGGUACCUGGCGAACCGAUCAAAGCGACACACGCUGGCUAUGACCAAUCCCACUGCUGAGAUCCCCCCAGACAUCCAGAGACAGCUGGGGACCCAGGCAUCACGCCAGAGAGUGUGGGCUCAACACCUACUUGCACCCGAGCAGCACGGCCGGUCAGUCUACAAGGACUGCAACACUCUGCACCUGCCCACUGAACGCUUCUCCCCAGUCAGGCGCUUCUCCGAUGGGGCCGCCUCUAUCCAGGCCUUCAAGGCCCAUCUGGAGAGGAUGGCAACGAACCACAGCAUCAAGCAGCUCCAGCAGGAGUGUGAGCAGCUCCGGAAGAUGUAUGCUGCUUCCCUGGAUGAGCGGCUUCUGGAGCACACCCAGCAUCAGCACAUCCUGUACCAGCAAGAGCAACAUCACCAGAUCCUACACCAGCAAAUGCAGGAAUGCAUUCGCUCCACUCAGCCCUCCCCUCCUCUGCAGGCUAUGUCCAUGGGACAACACGGAGAGAACCAGCCCAGCCUGCUGACACACCAGCUGCAGAGGCUGCGGAUCAAGCCCUCCAGCCCGCCCCCCACCCACCCCAGCAACCACCUCUUCAGGCAGCCCAACCAGAGCCCCCCUCCUGGAAGCACAGGCCUGCUGCAGAGCCACGGAGCCGGCUCUCCCUCCCAGUACCAAGGCAUGCCAUCACACAGCGCUGCUUUGUUCCAGCAGUCCAGUAACACCCCCCCUCCCCCCGGCCUGCCGCGUGUGGGCAUGGCUCCUCCCCCUUCAAACAUGCCCCGUGGUGUUUCCAUGGCGCCGGCCCCUCCCCCGCAGCAGGUGACUAUCCAGGUUCAGGAGGCAGGGGUGCCCUGUGAGGGACCCCCACACCUCCACAUUCAGCAGCAGCAGCAAAGGCAGCAGAGCCUCAUGGCUUCACUGGCAGUCAGCGGGCACCGUGUGCUGGGCAAGCAGCUGAGCGCAGACAGCGCCGAGGCACACAGCAGGAGCCUGGGUCGCUUCUCCUCGUCGACGGGCUAUGACCAGACUCACCUGCACCCUCACCUGUUCCCUGAGAACGCCCGCGCGGUGGCCCAGACCUACAGCCAGGGCACUGGGCCGUUCCUGCAGGCCCCCUCGCUGAAGAUGCCCACCCUGGACCCCUUCCAGAGCUUCCAGCAGCAGCAGCAGCAGCAGCAGCAGCAGGGGCAGGGGGUCUAUGUGGCAGCCUCCGCACUACAGCAGGCUCUGCUCUCUCCCAACCCUCCUGAGUACCGGCCCCAGCAGCACAUCACACACACUCUGCAGGGGCUGCUGUCUCCCCGGCACUCCCUCACUGGGCAAGGGGACCUGCGACUGCCCGCUGCAGACCUGGCACAGCUGCUGAAGAGGCAGGGAGGCAGAGCCCCACAGCAGCAGCGGGACUACAAUGACAUGCUGCUGCUCAGGCACAUGAGCCAGGGGGACGGGGUGGCAGGUAGGGGGUCAGUGGGGGGCUUCCAGCAGUGCCAGGACCCCUCCUCGGCAGCCUCCCCCUUCCACCACCCUAACCCCCACUCCCACCACCUGCUGCAGAUCCAGUCCCAGGACUGCCCCCCUCCCCACGCAGCCUUCUCCUCGGCCGGCCCCCCCUCUCACCCCUCCUCCCUUCAGCACUCGGAGAGCAUGGAGGAGGAGGAGAGCCCCCAGCCCCAGGGCUACCCGGACAGAGCACUGACCAAAGCGGGGUGCCAGGACAGCGCACUGCUGCUGAGUGGGGACUCGGACACACUACUGGGGGCCCCCCUGAACCCCGCGCAGCAGUACGGGGCCCCGAAUCGGCAGGGCUUCGUGCGGGGCGGCUCCAGCAACAGAGAAUCAGUGUCAGGAGAGCGCAUGGACAGGAGGACCCCUGUGCAGGCCAUGGAGAUGCCUGAUCACAAUGGAGUGAGCUACUCGCCCCGCCCUGCCGCCAGCGAGCUUUACAGGACCCGCGGGUCUCUGCAGAGGCACCACACCAUCCAGAACUGCGACGAUGCCUAUGACCAGGUGGAGCCCAUGUCUGGCAUGAGCCUAUUGGCUGGAAAGGCACUUAGCUCCGCCCGCAUGUCUGAUGUCAUCCUCAGCCAAUCAUCUCUCACAGGAAGCCAGCAGCUGCAGAACCCGGAGGAUGAGGAGUGUGGGGAGGACACGGAGGACAGUCAGCAGCUCAACAGCUCCUGCUACCCCUCCUCCUGCACCAGCGACAUGCUUCUGAGCUACAAGCACCCGGACCUGCCCUACAGCAUGGAACAGGCAGGGGUGUAGCUGUGGAGAGGUGGCUCUAGCCUUGAGUUUCUAAAGGUCCAUUUCAGCCAACAGUAUCUAGCAGCAUCACGCCAAACAGCCAUUGUAUUUCUUUUCUUGUGGGAUUUCAUGGCUCCAGUCUGUACGUCAAUCUACAGUGUGUUCUAACUGCCAUGUCUGCCUGCAUCAGCUAUUCAGGAAAUUACAAGAGCGAGAGAGAGAGAGAGAGAAUCAAGGAUUUGAAAUUUAAAAAGGGAAUCCAGACCAAACCCAGGAAUGCACAGACGUCACGUGACAGGAUAUCGGCUCUCCUGAUUGGGCGUGGACGAUUCUGUCCUCCACCCUGAUUGGUGUGGUUGGAUAACCUGCCCUCAGUCAAGUCAGGCCAAGCUGUUAACACCCCGUACCCCCCAGCACACACACACACACACACGGACUUACAAGUACAAACUCACUCACUCACAAUAUUCCACCUACACAUACUGUACUGUCAAAUGCCAAAGUUCAUACAUAUGCACAUGAUUGCUGCCACACACACACAGCACACGCGGAGUCUCAGACACACAGCGCACAGUCACGCUGCUGUCCAGCAGAGGAGGCUGUGUGUGUCGUGAGGAGUCACAGCACUCCUCUGUGCAGCAGUAGCUCUGUUUCCAGGUAGUUCCGGAGGACCUGCUGUUCUUGCUGAGGGAGCCCGAUUGUUCUUCACAUCCGGAUGGCAGCCAGUCCGCGAUGCAUAUCCCUGAAAGGACAGGCACAAUUUCUAAAAUGUCAAGAAUUGUUUUUUUCAGAAGUCUGAGUCAGACCUCUUUUGAUCCCUCUGGGACGCCCAGAUUUCCCAGUUGAUCGCCUAACAGGGGUGCAGUCCGCUUUUUGUGUCCUUCAUUGUCGUUGUCUCCAGUGGAAUUGCAUUGAUCCCAUUUGAUUUCCUUUCAUAAAACCUGCUUAUAGACUUUAUAAAUGUAAAAAACAAAAACAGGCUUUCCUACUUUUUUUUUCUACAGUUUCUUUGCUCGUUUAUGUAGGAAUUAUGAUUCUGAUUAUUAUUAUUAUUAUUAUUAUUAUUAUUAUUGUUAUUAUUACUCUGUUCUGUAAAUGUUAUUAUUCAAAAGGAAGUAUGUGUUUUAAGAAGUAGAUUCUGUUUGAGUUGUAACCUGCACCUGUUGUUCAGAGUAUUUUCCUCUUUGAUGACUGAUCAUUUGUGACUCCUGCUUGUUUUCCUUGUGCCAGUAACAAUGAGUUCAUUCUACCUUUCCACUUAAACAGCGUGCUUUAUAUUUGUAAAGUCAUAAUAUUCUGCUUUUGUUAUUUUAAUGAUACAGUAAUUAUCCCCAAAACACGCGCUUCUGUUUUUUGUUUGAUGUUUGAAGGGGAGGCUGUAAUUAUUUUUCUCUUUAAACUCUAAGUGUACAGACUGAUGCUUUUGAAAGGCCAGUCUUGAGAGUCUUUCUGGAUCUGCACAAUGAAAGACUGGUGUGAUCUCUUCUGUGAUCUGAAGGACUUCUGGGAGUCGAUAAAACUCAGUGAACAUAUCCCCUCCCCUCCCCAGCCUGACAGAGAGGAGACUGCUGUACAGCAAACUCAGUGAACAUAUCCCCUCCCCUCCCCUCCCCAGCCUGACAGAGAGGAGAGCGCUGUACAGCAAACUCAGUGAACAUACCCCCUCCCCUCCCCUCCCCUCCCCAGCCUGACAGAGAGGAGAGCGCUGGACAGCAAACUCAGUGAACAUAUCCCCUCCCCUCCCCAGCCUGACAGAGAGGAGAGCGCUGUACAGCAAACUCAGUGAACAUAUCCCCUCCCCUCCCCAGCCUGACAGAGAGAAGAGCGCUGGACAGCAAACGCAGUGAACAUAUCCCCUCCCCUCCCCUCCCCUCCCCUCCCCUCCCCAGCCUGACAGAGAGGAGAGCGCUGUACAGCAAACCCAGUGAACAUACCCCCUCCCCUCCCCUCCCCUCCCCUCCCCAGCCUGACAGAGAGGAGAGCGCUGUACAGCAAACUCAGUGAACAUAUCCCCUCCCCUCCCCUCCCCAGCCUGACAGAGAGGAGAGCGCUGUACAGCAAACUCAGUGAACAUAUCCCCUCCCCUCCCCAGCCUGACAGAGAGGAGAGCGCUGUACAGCAAACUCAGUGAACAUACCCCCUCCCCUCCCCUCCCCUCCCCAGCCUGACAGAGAGGAGAGCGCUGUACAGCAAACUCAGUGAACAUAUCCCCUCCCCUCCCCAGCCUGACAGAGAGGAGAGCGCUGGACAGCAAACUCAGUGAACAUAUCCCCCUCCUCCCUGGACUGGAUUGUUUAUUAGAGUCCCACACACACUGUAAGUGCUGUACGGGAGUCACGCAGUACAACAGCAGACUAAACCACAGCCUUGUUCAGCAGCCCCCGCAGUGCACCUCCACUCGUCUGCUCCAGCCCUUGCUUUGUAUCUCAGUGCUCAACACAAGCAGUCUGUAUUCAAUGUAUAUUCAGAUUCGUUGCUAGAUUUCUUGUUUUUUUUUUCUUUUUUUCUGAAAUGUUGAAAGUAUUUUAUUUUUAUUUUUUAUUCUCUUUUCAUUUAUGUUGGAUUUAAAAAAAAUAAAUAAGAAAAACAGCAAAAAAAGCAAAAGCGUUUCCAAUGCUGUCUAGUCCGAUGUUUGGAUCACUUUCAAGUCGUCUUUUAGUUGGAAAGUGGGAUCAUGAUGAAUAAAGUGCAAUUCCAACCUCCUCA